Molecule: messenger RNA, 934 nt
Organism: Diabrotica balteata
Lineage: Eukaryota; Metazoa; Arthropoda; Insecta; Coleoptera; Chrysomelidae
Source: the annotation of a GenBank genome assembly
CUGUAAGUAACCGGCCGGCAAAGAAAAUUUAACCUUGCUAUUUACUAGGUAUCGCAGAACGUUACACUAUUUGCAGUUUGUCAUUAAAAUUAUGGGUUUUUGUGUCAAAGCUAGUCUUUUGUUCGUGACAUUUUUAGGUGUCGUAACAGAUGCAGCCAAAUUACCAAGUUCAUUUGGAAGAUGCAGCUUAAAAAGUCCAGAUUUAGAUGAGUGUUUUAAAAAUAAUACAGAAAGAGCCGUUCGUCUAUUAAAAACAGCCACUCCUGAGCUUGGUCUGGGUAGUCUAGAUCCACUAGAUAUACCUGAAUUAACAAUAGGGGAAGGAACUGGACCUGUACACGUAACACAAAAGUUUAAAAAUAUCAAAUUAUACGGUUUAACAGAAUCCAAAAGUCUUAUGGGCCAUGUUGAUAUACCCAAUCGGAUUUUGUAUACAACUUCCAUUACCCCAUACUUAAGACUGGACGGUGAUUAUUCACUGAAGGGGAAAGUAAUGCUUUUACCAAUUUAUGGUGAAGGCAAAUGCAAUAUUACCCUUAUAAAUACCCAUAUCAAUCACACCAUCUAUGCAGAGUCUGUUGAGAAAAAAGGAAAAGAAUACUGGCAUUUUUACAAUUACACAGUAACGUUACGACCAGAGAAAAUGAUCUACGAAUUUGAAAAUCUCUUUAAUGGGGAUAAAAAACUUGGCGAUCAAAUCUUAUCGGUUUUAAAUGAUAACUGGAGCGAGUUAUUCACUGAUGUUCGAGAUGGAUAUGAAAAGAGUUUUGGACUCAUCUUUCAGGGCUUGGGAAACAGGGUGUUUUCAAGAGUUGCUCUAGAGGAUAUAUUCUUAGAUGUUUAAAUAAUUUUGUGUUAUGUUAGCCUAAAUGAAGUAUUAUUAGUUUAAGUAGAUACGGUUUGUUUUUAUUUAAUAAAUAACUGCAUUUGUUAA